This is a messenger RNA of Ixodes scapularis (black-legged tick), 4551 nucleotides long. It is a transcript of the gene Ephrin, whose product is annotated as ephrin-A5. Gene Ontology annotation, molecular function: ephrin receptor binding. Gene Ontology annotation, biological process: axon guidance; ephrin receptor signaling pathway. NCBI's taxonomy places the organism in Eukaryota, Metazoa, Arthropoda, Arachnida, Ixodida, Ixodidae. Gene Ontology annotation, cellular component: plasma membrane. The transcript is spliced from 6 exons. The record is from RefSeq and is a predicted model, not a curated record. Bases 737 to 1789 code for a protein of 350 amino acids.
ACUCGCAGGCUCGCAGGAGCGCGAGGAGCGCGGCGUGAAAAGGAAAGGGGCCGACGGCAAGCAAAAGAGCGACAAAGAGGACGGCCCGCAAGUUUCUUCGGCGGGACGUUUUUCUCUCUUGUCGGAAAAGAGGGGGGUCCGGCGGUGGUGCCUGGUGUCGAGAUUGCAGUGGCUUCGCCGCCUUCUACGAGAGGAGCGAGCAGACGAGUUCCGAGUUGCGCUCGCGCGUCGUCUGCUCCCGCUCGCUCGUCCGUUUGCCGGUAGCAGACGAACAUGCGCGUUUCGCGCCCGCCGCGGCUCUUCUUCCGGUUCCGCUUUCAUUAGAUAUCGUCUGCUUUGAACGCGACUCGAAGAAACCGUCUUCUUUUGUACAGAAUGUGUAGAUGAGUGGACAUUUUACGAGGUUCUUGGUGCUUGGAGGUGUUUGCAACGCCGACGCGUAGAGCGUUCGUUGUUUGUGCUCGUGCGCGUACGUCGGACCGUUCUUAAAAGAUGUGUAGAUGAGGUAACGGCGCUUUUUUCGAGUGUCUCCGGUGCGGUGCUUAGGUGGUGGACAUUUUCUUGGGAGUCGGACGACAACUUCAGGACGGCCGACUUCGGGCAGCCAUCAUGGCGUUGGUCGUCCACCGGUCGUCAUCGACGUGUGGGUGGUUGUGGCGCUCGUCGUCUUCCGGAUAACUUGGCGGCCUCUGUGUUCUGUGUGUGUUCGUGGCCAGUGUCCGCCGGCGUUGUGGUGAUGCGUUCCGCGGUGGUCAUUCUGUGGGCCACCGGUUGCCUCCAGCUUCUCGGACCUCGGCCGGUGUUCGCCAAGAAGCUCGUCGACAUAUUCUGGAACGUGACCAACCCAAUCUUCCGAAUAGACAACACGGACCACAUCAUCGACGUGAACAAGGGGAACAUCCCGUUCGAGUACGACCAGGUGAACAUCAUCUGCCCCGUGUAUCGGACGGGAACCCGGGAAGAAGACGUCGAGCAGUACAUCAUCUACAACGUGUCCAAGGAAGAGUACGACUCGUGCCGCAUCACCAACCCGAUGCCCCGCAUCAUCGCCGUCUGCGACAGGCCCCACCAGUUAAUGUACUUCACGAUCACCUUCCGAUCCUUCACGCCGCAGCCUGGGGGCCUGGAGUUCAGGCCAGGGCAGGACUAUUACUUCAUCUCGACCUCUACGGGGGAUGUGGGCGGACUGCACCGGCGAAUUGGUGGCCGUUGUGCGACCCACAACAUGAAGGUCAUCUUCAAGGUGUGCUGCGACCCCAGCAAGACGCCCCCGACGCCCCGUCCACGGUCGACGACGACGUCUUCGACCGCGUCCCCUCCUGCGGGGUCCCCGAGGGACGAGCUGCCCGCUGGCCCAGAGCCCGACCGGCGGCUCCAGUGGGGGGCCGACGCGAACGCAACGCGAGCGGUGGCGGCGGGUGCGGCCCCGCCGACCCCGGCGCGACCGCGACCCCCGUGGGCUGGUCCCCCGUCUCCGACCACGACAACGCCGACGGCGCCUCCGCAGCUGCCGCCGAGGCGCUGGUUCCCGACCGUCUUCCCGCCGAGGCCGCCCAGACCGCCGGUACUCAAGACGUUCGACGUGCCGGUCGCGGACGGCAAGAAGUCUUCCAAGAAGACGCCCGAUAAUCGAGACAAGCUGCCAAACGAGACCAGAGCCAAGAAUGAGGAGCUGGUGAACGGCGCGUCGUCAACGACGCAAGGCACCAGUCAAGUGCGGUGGAUGGUAAUGCUGCUGGCCACCCUGGUGGUUGCCCACUUCAGCGCUCCCUGGCCACGAACGAGAUAAAACACUAGCGUUUCCAAGUGGCUCGGCAAGUUGUAGCGGAAAUCUCGUGCCACUGACGUGCCAGCAGCCGGCAAAAAACGUUUAGAGGGCGAGUGAGAAACGCCACCAACGGCAUUUGUUUGUGCGUGCAUCCUGCGCUUUGGAAGGACUUCUUGACGGCUGAAGAACCAUCUAUGGUCAUCGAUAUCAUCUGGUCAAUCAUUGUGUUUGUGUUUCGGGAACAAGAUGGCGCCGGCAGGAACAGCACCCCUUGUGUGACGUUAUAGUGUGACAUUUUCUAACCGCAAAGUGUGUGCACAACUAGGGUUUCUUGAGAGAUGUUGGAGAAGACCCCAUGUUGUGAAUGUGGCAAGGACUUGCAGCGCAAACUACUUAGCGACCAUCUUGUGUCUUGCCUGGAAUUGACACACAACCUUUUGCGUUGUAUUUUGUUUUAGUUUUCCUUUGGUCUCUGGCAGAUGUAAGUUGUAUGACAAACGGUCAGGACAAAAGGACCAACAAGAGUUGGUCAUCUAGGUGGACCUUCUGUGAUGUCACAAAGAUGACGCUCCCCUGUCUUUGACACAGGAAAGGUCCACUCUUCGCUCACCCAAGCUGGCAAUGGAUAAGCAGCAUUUCAUUUCUUUUCUUUUUUUUUUUAUUCAAUCUCGAGUUGUGAGUGAGGAAGGAGCAUCAUCUCAAUAUUUAAAGUGACAGAUAGCACUUGGUGUCAUUUUUAAUAUGCAUUUGCACAUAGUGAACUGGUGUUAGUGGUUUCUGUGUGAAUGAUGCUUCUGUACAUUGUACCCUCCUUGCGGUGUUGCAUUUUUCCUGUACAGUGAGAAAAUCUUUGUGGGCACCGCAGCAACAUUAUUCUCGCGGCCAGUAAGCUCUCGAGGACACCUAGAAUAUUUAUUCGAGCUUUAAGAACCUCCGAACAUGAUGCAUUUAUGGAGCCAAAAUGGCUCUCGGCAGCAAGAGAUAAAGACAGAUUUCGAUCCGGCGGGAGUGGAGCUUGUGGCGUGUUUACUUUCUGGGCACACACGUUCCAGUGUGUGACGUCUGGAGGUGGGAUGGGCCGUCCCGUUGCCUUGAUGGUUUCCGAGACCGAGCUAGAUGCUUUGUUUUUUGAAGCUCGCAGAGCUUCUGCUCUCGAGGUGGACCAUUGCCAUUAUUUCAAUAUAUUGUGCCAAAAGUAGCUGUAGGUGGUUACAUCCUGAAGAUUUCUCUUUAAGGGCAUGCGUCUUUCCAUGUUUGUAAGUGCCUUAUAGCUUGUCUCGGCAGCAACAGAGCUUCUUUCUUCGAGAGGGCAUUUUUAAUGGCGCAACCACGGCCAGGACUUCUAGGAAAAGACGACCAUAUAACUGCCACUAUUAGUGCAUCAUUGUUUUUCUUGUUUUACCAGUGUAGCCAGCCAAGUAAAAAAAAAAAUUAAUUUGAGUUUUGUUUUCACGAGCCACUUUAGCUAUGACACAUUGCCAUGUGGAACAAUUCUGGCAACUCUGUCCUGAGUGUGUGGAAAGUUGUGUAUGCGUCAGUCUAGUAUGCUUACAUAUAGAUAUAAUGUACAUAAAAAGGCUUUCUGUCUGUGUCUUCGUGGUACCCCGCCUGGACUUUAUGAGGUGCUGCUCCCGCUGGAUUGGAACUGUCUUGACUCGACUUUGUUUGGCUAGGUGCCACACUCAGUCUGAAAAUUAGUAUAAAAUAAUUUCUUCCAAAAAUGUUGUUUUCUUGCAUUGGAAAGAGAUCUAUUUCCUGGAUACUGGUCUGCUGCCAGCAUUAGCUGUUCUUUUCCCAGAAUUUCUGGCAUAUGCUUUCAAAAGGCUUGCACAUGGGAUAUAGAUGUAAUUUUUGACAUUGAAAUUCAAGAUCUUUUUUCGUUUCAGAAAUUCCAAUAUUAUUUGGUAUGUUUUGCAUUUCAGAACGACAUUCAGGUUGGCACUAUCUAAAUUUGCAAUUCCAUUGGCAGGGAAGAACAUUACUUCCGAAGGUGAUAAUUUACCACAACUUGUUUUUGAGGCUUUUUGAAAACUAGAAGAAGAAAGCAACCCAGAAGCCAUGUUUUCUUGACCUCCCACUGUCCUGUACACAAGAAGGAAUCUGUUUGUGACACACGAGAACUUCAAUGGGCUGCACUUGUGUCUUGUGCAUGUGUGUGGUUUUAAUAUAUUUAUUUUGGAAACGGCGUGCACAUGGAACACCUGAACAUAUAUCUGUGCAUGUGUGAUAUGUGUGUGUGCGUGUAUGUGUGACAGUUUUUAGGAAUACUGUUUCUGCUUUCGUUGAUGGUGCAUCUGUGUCAGCACGAGUGUUGGUAAGAUGUAAAAAAGUAUGGCACAAGCAGGAAACACGUUGCGCUUGUCUUUUCUGUUUAUUUGCUAGGAACGUUUUUAAUUUAAUAUAAUGCAGCUUUUUUUUUUUCGUCUUCUUUCAGUGUAAAUUUAUUUUAGCUACUCGGUCAGUUUCAGAGGAGAGAUUUGCUCUGGGACGUCUUCAAUUUUUAUUCAUACGGUUACAUUGCAUUAGUUGAGUGAGAGUGCGAGAGAGCGGGGACUCUGUACAGACAACUCCUGAGUUUGUCCCAGUGCACCGAGGAAGAGCCCUCGGCUCAAGCAUUGGGGCAGAAGCCCUUGUUUUAGUAGUGAUAGGACAGGCAAACAAAAGAUGGCCGAUGCCAUACUGUUUUAUUCCUUGGCAGAGUUUUGUGCGUUGUUUGUUUUUCUUUGUAUAAGCACAAACUAAUGAGAUUUAAUAAAGACCUUUUUUUUUCUCCUGGUGAAAUA